Messenger RNA from Chenopodium quinoa (quinoa), 1497 nucleotides. RefSeq names its product zinc finger protein 830-like. Lineage: Eukaryota; Viridiplantae; Streptophyta; Magnoliopsida; Caryophyllales; Amaranthaceae. Bases 205 to 1149 code for a protein of 314 amino acids. Gene Ontology annotation, cellular component: spliceosomal complex; nucleus. The record is from RefSeq and is a predicted model, not a curated record. Gene Ontology annotation, molecular function: nucleic acid binding; zinc ion binding. The transcript is spliced from 8 exons. Gene Ontology annotation, biological process: nuclear DNA replication; mitotic DNA replication checkpoint signaling; mitotic DNA damage checkpoint signaling.
AAAGCAGAGCUGUAUAUUGUAAAGUUAAUUUAUACAUCGUUCCUCUAUUCCAGAUGGGAAACCGCUGCUAAUUCUUCCCGCUCGACUUCUGCUCAAGCAAUGUAUUUAUUUUCAAUCUUUUAAUUUAGAGAAAAUACAAGUCCGAAAAAUCUCAAAUUCUAGGGUUUUUUAAAUUUCUGGAAUUUUUUUAAUUGAAGCUUAACAAUGGCUGAUCGAGAUAGGAAGAAGGCUUUGUUUCGUGCUAAGUUAAACGAGAAACAGCAAAAAAAUCGCAUUGAUUCGCCCCUUGUGAGGUAUAAUGAAAUUGGUAAGCCUGUUUGUCGAGUUUGUGACUGUGUCUUAAAAUCUGAUUCUGAUUGGACUGUACACCAAGCCUCUCGGAAGCAUCAUGAGGCAAUUAACAAUCUUAAAGCAAGUGCUUCCAAAAAAGGUGCGGUCAACAGUGCAAAAUCUGAGACCGUUAAAGAGUCUUUGAAGAAACAAUUGGAUAAUUCUCCAAAGUCCAAGGAUGAUAAACCAAGAAUAUCUUCUGAUGUACAGAAGUCCCGGUCAUCCUCAGCACUUCCUGCUGAUUUCUUUGACCAUGGGGACAAUAAGAGACAGAAAGUUGUACCUGCUCGAGUACAGGAAAUUGAUACUAGUGUGGGUGCGAUCCCAUCUAAGCCUGCAAAAUCUAGUCAACGUGAAACUCAGCCUGUUAGGGUUGCAGAAAAUGUAACGGCUCCUUCUGAAACUAAGCAGAUUGGAGAGUUGCCCCAAGGUUUCUUUGAUAACAAAGAAGCUGAUCUACGUGCACGUGGUAUUGAACCUGUGAAACCAGAUGUCAAAGAUGAGUACAAGGAAUUUGAAAAGUUGAUCCAAGAGGAUUUGGCAGAGGUGGACAACCGCUUUGAAGAAGAAGAGAUUGACGCAGCUGAGCAGAUAGAGGAGGAAGAAAUAGUAGAGCAAAAGACCUACAGGAACAGAGUGGAGGAGCUAAAGAGAAAGAAAAUGGAACUUCUAGCUGCUAGAUCUUCCAGAGCUGGUAAGGUGUCUGAAGAUCCAGGAUCAAAGGCCAAACAAGAUAGCUCGUCAAGUGAUGAUGAAGAUGAAGACGAAGAUGAAGAUGAUAAGAGCUUUGCAGUUGAUUGGAGAGCACAACAUCUGUGAAAUGCUGUAGAUUGAAGUGCUAGUUGAGUAGUUGGUCACAUUUUUCGGGUUCAAUGAAGUUAGCCAAUCACAGUCAAGGAUCCUGGAACUGAGAAGAACAAACAAUUUUGUGUAUUGCACUAACCUGUACAUUCUUUUAUGUAUGUGAACAAAGCCAAUGUUAGUUAACCAAGGAAAAUUAAACAAUAUUCCUCUUAAUCGAUUGAGUCUAGCACAUAUAUUCCAUUGGUUCAUUUUUCAUGCUGUUGUCACUUUAAAAUUACAAUUACAUCCUGGUUUUGAGGAGUCGGAGAUUUUUGGAAGAUGAACUGUAAUUUAGUGAUCAUGUAUGAAAUGAACUUUUAACAA